Molecule: messenger RNA, 2849 nt
Organism: Melitaea cinxia (Glanville fritillary)
Lineage: Eukaryota; Metazoa; Arthropoda; Insecta; Lepidoptera; Nymphalidae
Gene: corn
Product: rootletin
Exons: 13
Coding region: 240-2849 (869 amino acids)
Source: RefSeq, a predicted model, not a curated record
UGAGCGCACCCCUCGGUCUCCGGUGGACUACCGACUAGUCGACUACCGGCUCUCAUUUAGUUUUAUUCGCGUCCGCGUCGGAUGUAAACGUGUCGUACAAUUUAUAUGAUCAAAAUAUUAAAGUUUAUAAAAUUGACAAUUAAUAAAAACAUAGAAUAUAAGUGAUAAGUGAGUUUUGUGGUGUUUUUUCUUUUCUUUAUUCAGUAUUAUGUUUUAGAUCAUGUAACUUAAAAAUCGAAAUGGAAGAAGAAAAUUCUAAUAAAUCCGUUGAAGUUAGCGUCCUAACGGCUUAUAAAAUUGACGAAAAAGUUACCAAUAGAGAGGUAAACAUGGAAAACAAAACAGAUAAUACAAUUGACAGUUCAAUUGUAGUUAUUAAAGAAGAAAAUGACAGUGCUGAAAAUUUAGGGAAUUGUAAGAAUGAAAAAGUAGAGUCAAAACAAUCACUAGUAGAAAACGGGUCCUGUGAAGCCAUUGACGUGCGGUCGAUAGGAGGCGAUCUCGACAGCUUGCCGGUUGGUGACGAUUUGGCGAUCGGUGCUGCUGGAAGUGACAGUGGAGUGGAGGGCUGUGGUCGAGCUCUAAGCAGUGGAGGAGGAUCCCGUUCAUGCGCUUCCAGUGUCGUCUCUUGUGGUUCAGGAUGCGGCUCUGAAAGCUCAUCCUUAGCCGGAGCUCCUCCUCGGCCACGACGUCGCGUCAACGUUACUGUAACGGAACCGAAAAGAAGUUCACCCAUCGCUACGUCUACAUCUCGUCCAGCCACAGCGCCUCGGGGGCCUAACUUAGCCACACGUGAACGUGCAAGAAGUAGAGAAAAACCAACCCCGCCGGAGAAACCUCGACCAUUAACACCCAAACCACGCAUUCGUCCAACCGCCGAUUUGCCAAACCUAGUUCGCGAGAGUCCAGCUUUACGUGCCAAACCAACAAAAACUUCCACUGCAAGGUGUAGGACGCCUAAUUCACCUGUCGACGAGAAGAAAUGGCCCACUAAUGGGCAACGGCUUCCUCCUGCGAAUGAUGCAUCUGCUACUCGAGUAGCAGCCGAUAAAUAUGGUACAUUACCAAGAAGAAGACGGGAUGCUGAUUCUGAGUCAUCACCAAAACACGAAAAUACACCACCUUCCAGAAGACCAACCGUAGCUAGAUCUGUUUCUUCGCGGUCAGUAACAAAAGCUCGUGUUAGGAUAUAUGCUGAAAAAGUUUCACAAACAGUGCUGUGUGGAACUGAUAUCGAAUCUGCUCUUGCGGGAAUUGUGCCAAAUAUAGAAAGUCGUGUAGACGUGUCACGGUGCCACCGUGGUGUUCAAGCUAGCUCUCGUGAUACGGAGAACGCUCGCCUGGCGGCGGCAGUAGUGGCGGCCGAAGCUGCAGCGGCGGAGGAACGAGAGAGGAGGCUCCACGCUGAAGCACAACUGGCCGCUGAGCGGUCGGCCAGACUAGCGGCUAUAUCUGAAUUGGAGAGGAAUUCGCAAAGACUUUUGGAACUUGCUGGCGCUGGCGCCGGUGCUAAUGCAGAUGGGUGUCUCCGAGCUCUGGAGGAGCAGUUACGCUCAGCCGGCGAGCUGGCCACCAGACAACGGGCAGAGAUAGACUCACUGCGGGAACACUGCGAUAAAUUACAUGCGGAGGCGUGUCACGGGCGCGAGACGUCGCGCGUACUGUCGGCGCGGCUGGCCGAGGCGGAGCGCGAGGCGGCCGAGAUGCAGGACUUCCUGGCCGCGGAGACCGGCGCGCUCGGGGACUCGCUGCGGGACGCGGAGGCGGAGGUGGCGCGCCUCGGUGCCGAGCUCGAGCGCAGCCGCGGCGAGUGCCGGCAGCUCGUGCGCAUGUGCGAGCAGCGGCGGCAGGAGGCGCUGGCGGCGAGAGCGCGCGCGCGCGGCGGGGCGGGCGCGGCGGGCGCGGCGGCCGCGCUGGACGCGCUGGCGCGGCGCCUGCGCGCGCUCACGGACGCCGUGCGCGCCGCCUACGCGCUGCCGCCGCACGCGCUGCAGCCCAGCGUCUACCACAACGAGGCCUACUGCAGCCACAGCUCGAGCGAGCCGCUGUCCCCGGCGGAGGAGGCGCGCGGGCUGCUGGGCGCGGUGGCGCGCGCGCUGCGCUCGUCCGCCGCGCCGCUCGCCGAGCCGCUCGCCGCGCACGACGACGGCCGCCUGUCCGCCGACGACGACUCCGCGGACCUGCUCGACUCGGAGACCGAGCCCUGCCUCGUCACCGACCCCGAAUGCGCCGAAGAGUGGUGGUCGGGCGCGGAGGGCGCGGGAGCUUGGAGUGGGGAUGAGCUGUCGCCUGAGCGGGAGUCCUGCGGGGACCUCGACAAAGACACUGAAAGUGGGCCAAAAUCGCUCCGGGCGCUGUCGGCCGCCAUCGCGGCCCGCCAGCGCUGGGAGGCGGCGGGCGAGCGCGCGGCGCGCGGCGCGCUGCUGGAGCGCGUGCUGGCGCUGGACGCGCGCCUGGCCGAGCUGCUGCGCGCGCUGGCCGCCGCCGCGCUGGCCGCCGCGCCGCCCGACCCGCCCGCCGCCGCGCUGGCGCUCGCGCUGCGAGAUAAAAUUGAAGUGACUGAAAAAAACGUAGCUGAUGUCGUAGUGAAGAAGCUGGCCGAACUCGACGCCUGUAAGAACCUAAUGGAACAAUACCAACAGUCAAUAGAAGCUUUAAAAAGUCAGCUAGCACAGUACGGUGAAGAAGACGAAAUCCAACUAUUCGAACAGGAGCUGGCUCGCUGCGACGAAGGCGAGCGGCGGCGCCGGCUGCAGGCGCUGGAGGCGGCGCUCAGCGCGCUGGCCGCCGCGCCGCGCCCGCUGCCGCUCGCGCGCACCUUGCGCCGCCUCGCGCGCGCCUGCACCUAG